Lepus europaeus (European hare) is the source of this 5084-nucleotide messenger RNA. RefSeq names its product leucine rich repeat containing 4C (gene LRRC4C). The coding region runs from base 1274 to 3196 and encodes 640 amino acids. Gene Ontology annotation, molecular function: cell-cell adhesion mediator activity. Gene Ontology annotation, biological process: synaptic membrane adhesion; regulation of axonogenesis; modulation of chemical synaptic transmission. Gene Ontology annotation, cellular component: postsynaptic density membrane; glutamatergic synapse; plasma membrane. The transcript is spliced from 3 exons. NCBI's taxonomy places the organism in Eukaryota, Metazoa, Chordata, Mammalia, Lagomorpha, Leporidae. The record is from RefSeq and is a predicted model, not a curated record.
AGAAGAAGAAGAAGAAGAAGAAAAGUCGCGGCGGCGGCGGCGGGAGGAACGGGUUUUCUUCAUGACAGCUGACACUACCUCCGCCCCCUCGCCCGCCUCCGCCCCCCGCACUCCGUUUAACGUGAGAUUAUGAAAUUGCAGAGGCGGCGGAGGGAAGGAGACAGGAUAUAGCCGGGAGUUUGGAGGGGAGAGGUGGCUGAAACCAAAAAAAACCCGAUUGCGCACUGGGUUGUGAUGAGAAAUCUAAUCAGAUCUUUGGCUGAGCGGCCGGCCGGAAGGGUGACGAGUGGGGGGAGUUGAUCCCCCCCCCCCAAAAUUCUUCGAAGGGGGAGGGGACGGGGGCCGGCAUCGACGAUGUAAAAGGAGACUUUUUUCUUUUUUUUUUUUUAUUUCUUUUUUUUUUUUUUUUCUCUGGUGGUGGUGGUGGCGGCGGCUGUUGGGUGCCUCGCCAACAUGAAGGAUGCGGGACGCCGCUCUCUCUGGGAGCCGAACGCAGCGGAUCCUAUGAUGGUGCUACAGAGAAGGAACAACGGAGCUUUUUCUUGCGAGACCUGGAUCGUAACACAAAUGUGUGUGUGUGCGCGCAGAGGGAGCGCUCAAAAAUGAAAUAAACCAGUGUCAGACCUUCAGGGGUUGAUGUGUUCUGACAUCCAUAAAUAAUAAAACAUCUGCCCCCUCCCGCCCCCAAAGGAUGAUUGGAAAUGGAGACCCGCGGAUCCACAAAGAAAAAGUAUGUUCGUUUUUCUCUGUAAGGGAGAAAGUAAGCCCAGGAGGUAUUUUUGGAAUGAAAAGUUUGGGGCUUUUUUUAGGAAAGUAAAAGACCUGAGAAGGUGGUGUUUUCUUUUCUCUUUUGAAUUUCCCACAAGAGGAGAGGAAAUUAAUAAUACAUCUGCAAAGAAAUUUCAGAGAAGAAAAGUUGACCGCGGCAGAAUGAGGCAUUGAUUGGGGGAGAGAAACCAGCAGAGCACAGUUGGAUAUGUGCCUAUGUUGACUAAAACUGACGGAUAAUUACAGUUGGGUUUUUCUUCAUCAACCUCUUUUUUGGUUUGUUGGGAUUUUUUUUUUCCCUUUUUGGUGUCAAGAUCAUGCAUUUUCUCUUGUUCUUAACCACCUGGAUUUCCAUCUGGAUGUUGCUGUGAUCAGUCUGAAAUACAAUCAAGAAACUGAGGCUGAGAGAAAAGGGACUUGCCCAGAGUCACUCGGCCAGGCAGUGACAAACUACUGUAGAACUUUUGACUGAACUCCAGAAGGACCAACACCAGAUAAAUUAUGAAUGUUGAACAAGAUGACCUUACAUCCACAGCAGAUAAUGAUAGGUCCUAGGUUUAACAGGGCCCUAUUUGACCCUCUGCUUGUGGUGCUGCUGGCUCUUCAACUUCUCGUGGUGGCUGGUCUUGUACGGGCUCAAACCUGCCCUUCCGUGUGCUCCUGCAGUAACCAGUUCAGCAAAGUAAUUUGUGUUCGGAAAAACCUUCGCGAGGUUCCGGAUGGCAUUUCCACCAACACACGACUGCUGAACCUCCAUGAGAACCAAAUCCAGAUCAUCAAAGUGAAUAGCUUCAAGCACUUGAGGCACCUAGAAAUUCUACAGUUGAGCAGAAACCACAUUAGAACCAUUGAAAUUGGGGCCUUCAAUGGUCUGGCAAACCUCAACACUCUGGAACUCUUCGACAAUCGUCUUACCACCAUCCCAAAUGGAGCUUUUGUAUAUUUGUCUAAACUGAAGGAGCUUUGGUUGAGAAACAACCCCAUUGAAAGCAUCCCUUCUUAUGCUUUUAACAGAAUACCUUCUUUGCGCCGACUAGACUUAGGGGAAUUAAAAAGGCUUUCAUACAUCUCAGAAGGUGCCUUUGAAGGUCUGUCCAACUUGAGAUAUUUGAACCUUGCCAUGUGCAACCUUCGGGAAAUCCCUAACCUCACACCGCUCAUAAAACUAGAUGAGCUAGAUCUUUCUGGGAAUCAUUUGUCUGCCAUCAGGCCUGGCUCUUUCCAGGGAUUGAUGCACCUUCAAAAACUGUGGAUGAUACAGUCCCAGAUUCAAGUGAUUGAACGGAAUGCCUUUGAUAACCUUCAGUCACUAGUAGAGAUCAACCUGGCACACAACAAUCUAACAUUACUGCCUCAUGACCUCUUUACACCGUUGCAUCAUCUAGAGCGGAUACACUUACAUCACAACCCUUGGAACUGUAACUGUGACAUACUGUGGCUCAGCUGGUGGAUAAAAGACAUGGCUCCCUCCAACACAGCUUGUUGUGCCCGGUGUAACACUCCUCCCAAUCUGAAAGGGAGGUACAUUGGGGAACUCGACCAGAAUUACUUCACGUGCUAUGCUCCUGUGAUUGUGGAGCCCCCUGCAGACCUCAAUGUCACUGAAGGCAUGGCAGCUGAGCUGAAAUGUCGGGCCUCCACGUCCCUGACAUCUGUAUCUUGGAUUACUCCAAAUGGAACAGUCAUGACACAUGGGGCAUAUAAAGUGCGGAUAGCUGUGCUCAGUGAUGGUACGUUAAAUUUUACGAAUGUAACAGUGCAAGAUACGGGCAUGUACACAUGUAUGGUGAGUAAUUCUGUUGGAAACACUACUGCUUCAGCCACUCUGAAUGUUACUGCAGCAACCACUACUCCCUUCUCUUACUUUUCAACUGUCACAGUAGAGACUAUGGAACCUUCUCAGGAUGAGGCACGGACCACAGAUAACAAUGUGGGCCCCACUCCAGUGAUUGAUUGGGAAACCACCAAUGUGACCACUUCUCUCACGCCACAGAGCACAAGGUCGACAGAAAAGACAUUCACCAUCCCAGUGACUGAUAUAAACAGUGGGAUUCCAGGAAUUGAUGAAGUCAUGAAGACUACUAAAAUCAUCAUUGGUUGUUUUGUGGCCAUAACACUCAUGGCUGCAGUGAUGUUGGUCAUUUUCUACAAGAUGAGGAAGCAGCACCAUCGGCAAAAUCAUCACGCUCCAACAAGGACUGUUGAAAUCAUCAAUGUGGAUGAUGAGAUUACAGGGGACACACCCAUGGAGAGCCACCUGCCCAUGCCUGCUAUUGAGCAUGAGCACUUAAAUCACUAUAACUCUUACAAAUCUCCCUUCAACCACACAACAACAGUUAACACAAUAAAUUCAAUACACAGUUCAGUGCAUGAACCGUUAUUGAUCCGAAUGAACUCUAAAGACAAUGUACAAGAGACUCAGAUCUAAAACAUUUAUUACAGAGUUACAGAAAACAAACAAUCAAAAAGACAGUUUAUUAAAAAUGACACAAAUGACUGGGCUAAAUCUACUGUUUCAAAAAAGUGUCUUUACAAAAAAACAAAAAAGAAAAGAAAUUUAUUUAUUAAAAAUUCUAUUGUGAUCUAAAGCAGACAAAAUUAUGUGUAUUCCUCAGAACCUGUUUUUGCUGCACUUAUUUACUAUUUUCCCACAUCUCAUCCCUCCUUUCCCUGAUUGCCAUAUUUUUCAUAGAUCUCAAUUCCCUAAAGAACUGGUCUAGGAAAUUUUGUAAGAAUUAUGUUACACUUUGAGAUUUUUAUGGUGAAUUCCAGUGGUGAGAUCCAGUCUAUUUUCUCUCCCUCACCUUUCUUUUUUUUUUUUCUUUUUCCCUCAUGCCUUUAUAAAAUAGUCCAGUGGGGAAUGCGAUAUUAGAAAUAGAUUUUUAAGAGAGAAUGAGGAGAAAAAUGCAAGAUCUUAUAUUUUCAUGUAAUGACCUGUUCUGUAUUUAUGAGGAAGACCAUUCUAUGGAAAAGUAAAAAAAAAAAAGUAAGCAGACAACAGAUUAAUUUACAUAUGAGCAUCUAUAAAUCCCAUGAUUUUAAAAAACUCUAGAACCAGAAUUUGUAGUUCAAAAGCUAAAGAUAAGAUUAUAAAUAAAAUAUUGUUGGUUUUUCUGUACCUGGACACAACUCAUUUGUAGUAUGGCUUACAUGUGAGAAAAUUGAAGGUAAUUAAAUUUCCUACUUUCUAAGAAAGAAAAUACUACAGUAUUCUUUCAUCAUAACAUCACUGUCUAUAGGGUCCUGUUUGACUAGCUGAUUUGAGUUUUGGAUUGAUAUUCAAGGAUGCUGUGGUAUUUUUUCCUUCUCACCAGGGUUACCCUUUGUAGAAUGCUCAGAUUCUAAAAUAAUGAUUAUUUUGUAAAUUCAGUUCCAUUUGGAAGAAAGUUUCAUUAUAAUUUUCCAUUGCCUAGAGGAACUAUAACUAAAAAGGUGAAAGUAUUCUAAACUAUCUAGGGUUGAAAAAGAAUGGUUGGUUCUUAGUGUUAGCAAAUUUGGUUCAAUUCAACAAUAAUUAUGAAAGACUUACUAUGUGCUAAAUUCUGAUUUUAGUUUUCUGGGUGUACAAUUGACAAGACUCAGUUCAUGCCCUUGGAUCAUUCCCAGUAUAUAUAAAAAAUGAUUAAAGAGAUAUUCUCAAUUUAUUACCUGGUACCAGCUCUAAUUUUGCUGUUAGGUGGAAGGCUAUGAAUUGGGACUGUGAAAUUUCAAAAUAUCAGGUUCUUGUUAUUACAGAAACCACCUGAUUUCAUGGUUUCUUCUACAUUUCUUCUGAUAGAGUUGAUUAUCUGCUUCCAAAUGCAGAGUCUUAAGGAAGUAGGGUAUAGAUUUACUCGAAGUUUGGAUUAUAUAAGGAGAUAGUAAUGCUUAUAUACUGAUAAUCAUUAAAGAUACUUCAUGAAGAAUGGAGAAAUAUUAGGUAAGACAACAUACACUAACUUCCAAGUUGAACUUGUUGGUUGUUGUACCUCUGUACUCUCCUGAUAUUUUAAUAUGUUAUGUGUGUGCCUUCUAUCCUUUAUCUAUGUAAAGCAAAGUGAAUAUAUACACACCUGUCUACAGACCUUGAAACGUACCAGCUCCGUCACAAAACAAAAAUUACCAAGCUGAAGAAAAUGUCAGUUCCUAAUGUGUGAACAAUUUCAAUACUCACGUUUCAUUCUGCAGGUUGGCCCUUACAACAGGGGUUUGUGGUCUCGAAGUGUGAAAAACCAAUCAUUACUAGGAAAGUAGGCCAGAUAAAUGGGAUCAAGGGACAGCAGGUGAAUGAGAGCACACAAAAUCUGGCUUCUGUUUUUGAUCACUGAUUAUUUGGC